This is a messenger RNA of Neurospora tetrasperma FGSC 2508, 986 nucleotides long. RefSeq lists its product as uncharacterized. Gene Ontology annotation, cellular component: plasma membrane. The record is from RefSeq and is a predicted model, not a curated record. Bases 96 to 890 code for a protein of 264 amino acids. Lineage: Eukaryota; Fungi; Ascomycota; Sordariomycetes; Sordariales; Sordariaceae. The transcript has a single exon.
ACGGACUUGGGCAUACUGGCUACGUACAAAAUCGCCUAGGCCCCUUCCGCCAUGUAGAAUUUCAUCGCUGCCAACGUUGCUGCCGUUGUCUCAAGAUGGAUGAUGAUAUUUCAGCAGACGUCAAUAUCCUAUCACAGUAUCUGUCUAGACCGGAUGUCGCCUCUCUCUCGUCUGUCGGACAGGUAGAUUGCAUCGUGCUAUGCGUCAGCUCCGUCCUGUACAGCGCCCAAACAGUCUUCGACACCCUCGUGCAGCAGCCUAGCCUCACCAAAACCCUUGUGCUUUGCGGCGGCCUUGGCCACUCAACCGAGCUCGUACACAAGGCCGUCGCCCUUCACCCGACAUUCAAGAGCAUAGCUGCCGAGAUCUGUGGGCUGCCCGAAGCCCAAGUCCUCUAUGCUAUCUGGAACUCGUUCUACGCAAGCCAGGUCGACCCCAGCGCUGCACCUCGAAUCCUUAUCGAAGAUCGCUCCACGACCUGCGCUACCAACGCGACGGAAGCACGCAAGCUGCUCGAAGCAAGCGCGCCGCGCUCCAUUGUGGUGAUUCAAGAUCCGACCAUGGUUCGACGGACGGUGGCAUGCUUCGAUCGUGUCUACUCGGACAUGGCGCAGCCCCCGACAAUUCUUGGCUGUCCGAUCUUUGUUCCUCGCGUAAAGUGUGACGGCACUAGCGGGCAGCUGGCAUACGAAACACCGCCGGUCAACGAAGCAUUGAUGUGGAAGAUGGACCGUUUCUUGCAGCUGGUCAUGGGCGAGAUUCCGCGAUUGAGAGAUGACGAAAACGGCUACGGUCCCAAGGGCAAUGGCUCCAUCGUCCAUGUGGAUAUUCCCGAUGAGGUUGAGCAGGCUUACACGCGGCUUGCCGGCAAGAUUGCGCACCGUAGAUGAGAGUAUUCGGUAGUGAUUCGCCGGGUGUCCGAGAUGAGCUCGUGCAGCCGCACAUUAGGCUUAUUUUGUAUAGACGAAAAAUGAGAUAGAGUAUCC